Messenger RNA from Xenopus tropicalis (tropical clawed frog), 1240 nucleotides. RefSeq names its product RGS9-1 anchoring protein R9AP like (gene rgs9bpl). Lineage: Eukaryota; Metazoa; Chordata; Amphibia; Anura; Pipidae. The record is from RefSeq and is marked provisional.
GAGACAUCGCGGCUGCUAUAGUGGACAUGAUAUUGGUGGGCUCCGCUGGCAGACGGGCAAAGGGGCAGGUGCCCUGCCUGUAAUUUGGUCCUGAACUCAGCAUGGCUGCUCCCGAAGUUUCCAGUGCAGGACCAAAUAUGCUGCACCCCAACUCCCGGACUUUAACAUUACGUGGAAAAAGGGGACAUGCAGCAGAAGACAGCAGCCAAGGGGCAGUGUCAGACUGUAAGAAAAUGCACAGCUCCCUCAACAAAGUGACUGCCUGCUACCGCCAACUGGUGCUGUGUGUUGGAGGCACAUCCGACUGUACUCGACUGAGGGAGGAAUUGGAGGAGAGCAGAAAGAAGGCAUUCGAUCUGAGCACUGAUCUGAGCAAUACGCUGAUGGUCUUGCUAAUGAAUGAGGGGGUUAGCCAAGAAGACCGCGUUGAGCUGGAACGCAUUUGGGUUCUCUUCCUUUCAACGCUUGAGUUCUUCCAGCAGGAUUUGUGCAAAGCCCACCACCUUUGCCAGCUUUUCCCACUUCAUGGUCGGCGCAAGAGACUUGUGAACACAGGGGUGAUUGGCAAGACCUCUGAGGUGGCCUACAGGGCUAGGAACAUUAAGUCACCCAGCAGCAGCAGAAUGCACGAGAACCAGCAGCGAACAGAGAGACCCUGCUCUCCAGACCUCGCUGGGCAGAUCGAACACAUGGAGAGAAUGUUGCAUGACAUGCAGAUGAAAGUCAGUAUCCCUAUCUGGACAGUGGAGGCCACAGAAGAGGCCUGGGCAGAAGUUGCUUCCACAUGUGAUUUAGAUGAGUGUUCAGAUAAUGAGAUCCUGGCAGGAGAGGACAUUACCAGCAGGGGUUGCUGUGCUCAUGGCCAGUCUCUGCCUGGGCCUCUUUGUAUGGUUUCAUAACAUGGGCAAUGGUUUCAGCUCUGAAAUAAUAGUCUUUAAUGAGGGUGGAAGCAAUAAGUGAGUCAAGAAACCACAAUCUACUCAUGAUAUAUCCUCUGAUGUCUUCAGCUGUCAUGCCGUCUGACCUCAGGAUGCCUCUCUGUCUGUCCUGUUCUUAUGAGUAAGAAUCAUAGACCAAAGAGUUCAGAAAGUUACUACAGUAGUCGGAAUACAGCAUGCACAUUGUUCAGAUAACCUGUGGACUACUGCUUAAACCAUUAAAAUAUUUAUAAAUGCGUGGUGGAUGAAAUGGGUUGUGCUGUAGAAGACAAGUUAUAAAUAAAUUAUCUACAGGUAUCUGA